CUCUUUCUCUCUCGCUGCUUCAUCCCCCGCUUCUUCCCUCCAUCUCCCCGUUUCAAACCCUAGGGCACGUCCUCCACCCCCGAAACCCUAACCCUAGCUCCCCAAUCCGCCCGUUCCGGCCACCCCACCGCCCCGGAAUCCCCUCUCCGCCAUCUCCGCCGCCUCCUCCGCUCCCGCCCGCUCCCCGCGCCGCCCGCGGCCGUGCCCUCGACCACCCCUCACCCCCUCGCCCACGGGGUUCGGCGUAGUGCGGGGGGCUCGUCCCGCGCGGGCGCUCUCCCGUGCCCCCCGCGGGAAGGGAAGGCUCUCCAUUGAGGCCUCGCUGAUGAAGUUGCGGCCAUGAGUAGGCUCUCCUUCAGGCCGCGCCCGCUCGACAUUCACAAGAAGCUCCCCAUCGUCAAGUCCGCGCGUGAGCUUGAGGACGAUGAGACCACGCUAGCGCUUCGGGCUGCGCCGCCGGUGCUGCGGCACUCCCAGCCGGAGCCCGCGGCUGAUGGCGAGGCACAUCCAACAUCCAGCAAGAAGAAUGUGCAAGAAAUACCUACACCACAGUAUGAUGAUGUUGAUACAUACGAAAGGGACUAUACUCGUACCUUUGCACAGCCAACAUCCUACAUACGUGCCAGAGGAGCCAGGGCUGAGAUUGGUGAGUUUGUUGAAUAUGAUUUGGACAAUGAAGAUGAAGAUUGGCUUGAAGACUAUAACAAUGAGCGGAAAAAUCUGAACCCUGAAAAGUUGGAGGUCCUCCUAUUCAAACUGGAAACAUUGGACCACAAAGCUCGAGAAAGAGCAGGCAUCAUAACCCCCACCUUUUUAGGACCAAUACCAGUUAUUCUGCAGCUUGAUUCUGCCAUGGAGGCUUUGCAGUACUUGUCUGUUCGUUAUGCUGUGUUCCAGGCUGUAUAUAACUACUGGAAAUCAAAGAGAGAGCGGUGGCAAAAGCCUAUUUUGCGACGUUUGCAGCCGCCUCCGCCAGUUAAUGACACAAAUCCAUACAAUGUGUUCAGACCAAGGGAGAAGGCUUAUCGUCUUCACACAAGGAGGAUGCAAAGACGAGAAAAUAGUGUCCAAUCAUUCGACAAACUCCGUGUGGUCCGGCGCAAUCUAGAGCAGGCUAAGGCACUAAUGGGCGCAUUGAUUAAGAGGGAAGAGAGAAAACGUGAGACUAUGGAGUGUGAGGUUCACCUUCGACGUAUCCAGAUGAGAUACAAGCAUGAGGCACAGCUUAUUGAUGAUGGGAUUGCUCUAUCAGGCCUCCAGCAAGCUGGAUCAAGUGAAGAUGAUUAUGCAGAUUCAGAUGAUACGGCCAACGAGCAACCAUAUGUACGAUCGGUUGCUUUUCAUCCUAGAUUCCCUGAUAAUAAGCUAUCAGCUGUUCCGCCAUUGCGUUUGAAGCGCGAGCGUGAGCUAAAAAGAAGACCCCACCAGAAUGGCUGGUUGUUCAAAAGGGUUCCUGAAAUGCGGGAUCCUGAGGAGCCAGUAAUGCUAUUUACAAGACCAAUUGACCCUGAUAAGCUGAAGAUGGCUGGUAUCAGGCCACCACUAGAUCCACCUAUUGAUAGUGGUACUACUGCUCCACCAUUCCGGUGGCAAGCUAGAAUUGGACGGGGAGGUCGCAUCAUCUUUGACCGCUGGAAUCCUUUUCUUCAAGUCCCGGUCGGCCAGGAAACCAAUCAUAGACCCUCAAUGCCAGAAGGAUGAAGCAAAGGCUUUUGCUGUCACAUAUAUCUCUGUUCAGCUGGUGAGAGAUUAACAAGUGGAAGAGCUGUUUCUCCAUGAUCCAGUUGGCCCUCGGAGCUCCGAGCUCUCCUUUUGAUGUGGCAGGAAAUUCUAAGGUUUAUUUAUCUGAUGAAAGAAAGACAGCCAUGCUUCUCUCCUGGAUUUGCUGCUGAUGCUGCUUGAGGGAACACGAUUGAAAGAUGAGAAUGGAGUCAUGGAUUGGCUUUCCUGGUGCUAACAUAUUUUCAUCAGUUCCUCAUCUCUUUGCAGCUGUUGUACAAUUGGUGGCGCUGUACAUGGGAAAAAAGGGUAAGAAAUCUGUUUACCCGGUUUUUUGUCUGACCUCUUACUUGUAGAGGCAGUAUCAGAUGUUGCAAUGAUUUUGACAACUAUUUAUUGGGAAGGGAAAAAUCCUUCUCAUUGAUACAUCUGCAUGUUGCUCGCCCACAUGGUGAUUCAUCACCCUAGUGCAGUUCUGCAUAUAAUCAAACUUGUAACUGCAUGCUUUGUUGUUGCACAGUGGUAGUUAAUGAGAAAAUGUUGUCUGUUUCUCUAAA
Molecule: messenger RNA, 2276 nt
Organism: Oryza sativa Japonica Group (Japanese rice)
Lineage: Eukaryota; Viridiplantae; Streptophyta; Magnoliopsida; Poales; Poaceae
Biological process (GO): regulation of transcription by RNA polymerase II
Cellular component (GO): piccolo histone acetyltransferase complex; NuA4 histone acetyltransferase complex
Source: RefSeq, a predicted model, not a curated record